AUGACGUCUUCUUCCACUGAAGAUCCUCACGCAUCAGCCUCCACUUCUACUGUUGCUUCGACUUCUCAAGCUGCUGCGGUUAUUCCGGCGAACCUUGCACCCCUCAAUCUUCGUCUCAAUCGCACCAGUUACUCUUUCUGGCGUUCUCAGAUGCUUCCAUCCCUUCGUGCACAUCAGCUUGAAGGUUUUCUUACUGGAGAUCGUCCUCCACCUGCUGCCACCAUCACUGAUCCUCCUCUUGCUUGCCGCUCGAUUCUGAAUCCUGCCUUUCAAGAAUGGAUGCGAUUGGACCAAUUUCUCAUAAGUUGGCUAUUCAAUUCGAUUUCAGAGGAAAUGAUGGGUCACAUCUUCUCCACCAAGUCUAAGGCUCGGGUUCUACAGCUUCGUACAACUCUUCAGUCCACAAGAAAAGGUUCAACCCAUGUUGAUGAGUACAUUCUCAAAAUGCAUUGUCUCGGUGAUUCCUUAAUAGCUGAUGGUCAACAAAUAUCAGAAGAUGAGCUCAUUCUCUACAUACUGGGAGGCCUCGACUCUGAAUAUGAAGCCGUGAUCAUCAACCUUACCUCUUGUGACUCCAUCACGUUGUCUGAAGUUCAGUUUCUUCUUUAG
Messenger RNA from Humulus lupulus (European hop), 609 nucleotides. RefSeq lists its product as uncharacterized. NCBI's taxonomy places the organism in Eukaryota, Viridiplantae, Streptophyta, Magnoliopsida, Rosales, Cannabaceae. The transcript has 2 exons. Bases 1 to 609 code for a protein of 202 amino acids. The record is from RefSeq and is a predicted model, not a curated record.